AUGUGUUCUUCGCUGCGUCUUGGUUCUUAUUGUUUCUUCAGCGGCAUACCGCUUGACGUUGAAGCACAUUCCGUAAUUGGUGUCGACACUGAACAAACCCUUGGUCUUCACUACUCCCUGACCAAGGUUGGAUUCGAUCUCGCUACGCUGCGCUUAUGCUUUCAAAGCUUUGUGUUUCCAAGUUUGAUAAGCUUCACUGAGGAUGAACUUGGUAGUGCGUUCGUGGAGCUGACCAACUUCGACAGGUCGAAACUGAAGUCGGUUUGA
This is a messenger RNA of Cylicocyclus nassatus, 267 nucleotides long. The record is from the annotation of a GenBank genome assembly. Lineage: Eukaryota; Metazoa; Nematoda; Chromadorea; Rhabditida; Strongylidae.